Messenger RNA from Elgaria multicarinata webbii, 720 nucleotides. RefSeq names its product synaptonemal complex protein 3 (gene SYCP3). The record is from RefSeq and is a predicted model, not a curated record. Gene Ontology annotation, cellular component: synaptonemal complex. Gene Ontology annotation, biological process: spermatid development; meiotic cell cycle. The transcript has 8 exons. NCBI's taxonomy places the organism in Eukaryota, Metazoa, Chordata, Lepidosauria, Squamata, Anguidae. Bases 1 to 720 code for a protein of 239 amino acids.
AUGGCACCAUCAGGAAGAAAAUCUGCAGGAAAAACUGCUAAACUAGCACAGGAGAAUCCAAUUGUACAUGCCUACAGUUUUGAAGAAGAUUCAAAAAAACAUCUGAGUGGAUCUGAAGAGGAUAUUCAAGAAGAUGAAACUCCAGUGAUUGAAAAACAUGGCAAAAAAAGACCUUCAAUGACUCCUCGUGCUGCAGUUGAAGAAGAUGUUGGGGGUGAAGUACAGAACAUGCUGGAACGAGUUGGAGCGGACAUUAACAAAGCUCUUCUGGCUAAAAGAAAAAGAUUAGAAAUAUACACAAAGGCUUCUCUCAAAACAAGCAACCAGAAAAUAGAACUUAUUCGGAAAACACAAGAGCAUAGACAGAAAAUCAACCAUGAGUAUUCCCAGCAGUUCCUGCAUGUGUUUCAACAAUGGGAUGCUGAUAUACAGAAAGCAGAGGAACAGGAAGAAAAGCUUGUGAAUAUGUUUCGACAGCAGCAAAAGGUUUUCCAACAAGCAAGAAUAGUUCAGAGUCAAAGACUGAAAACAAUUAAGCAGCUGCAUGAGCAGUUUUUAAAGAGUAUGGAAGACAUGGAGAAGAACCAUGAAAGUCUUUUAGCAGAUGCACAAAGUGAACUUCGUAAAGAAAUGGCUAUGUUGCAAAAAAAAAUCAUGAUGGAUACUCAACAGCAAGAGAUGGCAACUGUUCGCAAAUCUCUUCAGUCCAUGUUAUUCUGA